AUGCCUCGUUCAAGUCGAUCUGGCGGCUCGCGCCCUGCACCUUCGCGCUCGGCACCUUCGGGUAACCGUGGUGCACACACCAUGGCUGCGCCACCCCAGCAGCACCAACAACAUCCUCAGGCCUACUCGCAGCAGCCGCCCGCCAUGGCCCAGCAGCAGUCGCGUGGCCCCGGUCUCUUCGGUCAGAUGGCUUCCACCGCCGCCGGUGUCGCUGUUGGCUCCACAAUGGGUCACGGUCUGUCCAACAUGCUCUUCGGUGGUGGAUCCGCCCCGGCCGAGCAGGCGCAGCAGGCCGAGCCCCAGGCGUACCAGCAGGGCGCCUACCAGGGCCAGCAGCAAGGCGUUGGCAUGAGCUGCGAGGCUCAGAGCAAGGACUUCAUCAAGUGCCUCGAGAGCACCAACGACAUGAACUCGUGCUCGUACUACCUCGAACAGCUCAAGGCUUGCCAGGCUGCCGCUCGUCCCUACUAA
Molecule: messenger RNA, 471 nt
Organism: Kalmanozyma brasiliensis GHG001
Lineage: Eukaryota; Fungi; Basidiomycota; Ustilaginomycetes; Ustilaginales
Exons: 2
Coding region: 1-471 (156 amino acids)
Biological process (GO): mitochondrion organization
Cellular component (GO): nucleus; mitochondrion
Source: RefSeq, a predicted model, not a curated record